AUGUCUCUCAACAUUUCCUCCGGUGUUCCGCCCGAGACACCUGAGGAGCUCUUCGCCGACAGCAUCCGCCUCAUCGGGAGCACCACCGUUUGCGGCACAUGGUACGGUCUUAUGUGCGCUGUCGCCGCCAUGUGCGUCUCCACCCUCCUCGACCAGCAGUCCUCCCACAUCUCCCGCGCCGGCCGGCCGCGCCGUUCGCGCUCCCGCGGGAGGCUGCACUUCCUACUUGCAUACGUGGGCGCCAUGUGGCUUUGCGGGACGCUGUAUGUGGCAGGGCUGUCGCGCUCGGUGCAGGUCAACUAUGUGAACCACAGGCUGUUCGAGCCUGGGCCGUUUGCGUAUGAUGACUGGACGAGCCCGGACGCGAUUUUGGCGGAUGUUGCGUAUUGGCUUGCGUCCGUGCUUGCAAACGGGCUGAUGGUAUGGCGGAUGAAAGUCAUCCUUUAUGAGUCACGCUUUUUCAAGGUUUUCAUGCCUAUCUCGAUCCUUAUCUGGGCCGCUGCGACAAUCCUGGGUGGAGUAUCCGUUGUAGUCUCUUCCCUCCCAGCACAUAGUUUCUAUUCUACUCUCGCACAGCACACGACUGUUCCGGCGUUCAUCCUCUCCAUGGUACUCAACGUUUUCGCGACUGUUUGCAUGGCUGGCCGACUCUUCCUAUUCCGUCGCUAUUACGCCAAACACAUCGGUAACUCAAUACCCCACCCACAACACUUUACAAAUAUAGCUGGAAUGCUUGUCGAGUCCUGCGCGCUGUACAGCACUACCUCUGUCGUCUUCAUCGCUCUAUACCUCCUCGAGCACCCCGCCGAACGCCUCGUGAUCGCCAUACUCAGCCAGGCGCAGAUCAUCGCGCCUCUGCUUGUGCUGCUCCGCAUAUCGCGCGGCAUCGCGUGGGACAAGACCACGGCUACGACCUUCGCGACGUCGACGUCGACCGCGACGCAGCUCGACACGAUCUCAUUUACGCCGGGGCGGAUUAAGCAGCAGGGAGACGGAAAUGCGACAGCGAGCGAGAGCGGGUCGCAUGUUUCAGGUCCGGAUGCGAGGCCCAAGAGGAGAUACAGCGAUGGGUUGACGUUUGCGAAGCAUGAGUUGGAUAGUGUUGUUGGUGCGGUGGCAGUGAAUGAACUCAAAGAGAGCGAGGUGUAG
Coniophora puteana RWD-64-598 SS2 is the source of this 1149-nucleotide messenger RNA. RefSeq lists its product as uncharacterized. NCBI's taxonomy places the organism in Eukaryota, Fungi, Basidiomycota, Agaricomycetes, Boletales, Coniophoraceae. The transcript is spliced from 4 exons. The record is from RefSeq and is a predicted model, not a curated record. The coding region runs from base 1 to 1149 and encodes 382 amino acids.